AGUAUUUUUAGAAAAUGAUAAUAUUUAAAAUAAUCUGCGCCUGACAGGAAGUCUGUGCAGUCACUUCCUGUGCCGUGGUGACGUCACAGCACCGGUGGCUCGAAAGGCGGGGCUGUGGCUGAGAGGAUCCCAGUCAAUACAGAACGCGGUUUCAGGGCUGCCAUUAAUAUCGAAAACUGGAGCAAGAAAUCGCGAGCGCGUGAGAUGAAAUGACAACGUCAACAUUACAGAAAGCUAUCGAUCUGGUCACUAAAGCCACCGAGGAGGACAAGGCCAAGAAUUAUGAGGAGGCUCUGAGACUCUACCAGCACGCUGUGGAGUAUUUCCUACACGCAAUCAAGUAUGAGGCUCACGGUGAUAAGGCGAAGGAGAGUAUCAGAGGGAAGUGUAUGCAGUACCUGGAGCGGGCGGAGAAGUUAAAGGCCUACCUGAGGAACAAGGAUAAGCAGGGAAAGAAACCUGUAAAGGAGACACAGAGCAAUGACAAGAGUGACAGUGACAGUGAUGGUGAGAAUCCAGAGAAGAAGAAACUGCAGGAGCACCUGAUGGGUGCCAUUGUGAUGGAGACGCCGAAUGUGAGCUGGAACGAUGUGGCUGGACUGGAGGGAGCCAAAGAGGCACUGAAAGAAGCCGUCAUUCUGCCAAUUAAAUUCCCCCACCUCUUCACAGGUAAACGGACUCCGUGGAGAGGAAUCUUGCUUUUCGGGCCUCCUGGAACAGGAAAAUCAUACCUGGCUAAAGCUGUAGCUACCGAAGCUAACAACUCCACCUUCUUCUCCGUCUCCUCAUCUGAUCUCGUGUCCAAAUGGCUUGGGGAGAGCGAGAAGUUGGUGAGGAACCUGUUCGAGCUUGCUCGUCAGCGCAAACCCUCCAUCAUCUUCAUCGACGAGGUGGACUCUCUGUGUGGCUCACGAAGUGAAAAUGAGAGUGAAGCAGCUCGCAGGAUUAAAACAGAGUUCCUCGUGCAGAUGCAGGGUGUGGGAAGUAACAAUGAUAAAAUCUUGGUUCUCGGUGCCACUAACAUCCCAUGGGUUCUUGAUGCUGCCAUCAGGAGAAGGUUUGAGAAACGGAUCUACAUCCCGCUUCCAGAUGAGCCAGCUAGGGCCGCCAUAUUCCGACUGCAUUUAGGGAACACGCCUCACAGCCUGAGCGACGCCGACCUGCGCCAACUCGCACACAGGACCGACGGCUACUCCGGCGCCGACAUCAGCAUCAUCGUCAGAGACGCUCUCAUGCAGCCUGUCCGCAAAGUGCAGUCCGCCACACACUUCAAGAAGGUACGAGGUCCAUCUCGGAGUAACCCUUCUGUGAUGGAGGAUGACCUUUUGACCCCAUGUUCCCCUGGUGACCCUGCUGCCAUAGAGAUGACCUGGAUGGAGGUGCCUAGUGAAAAACUGCUGGAGCCUAUAGUGUGUAUGGCCGACAUGCUGCGCUCUCUGUCCACCACUCGCCCCACAGUGAACGCUGAAGAUCUGCUGAAGGUGAAAAGAUUCACUGAGGACUUCGGACAGGAAGGAUGAAGAAAAUUAAACCCCUCCAUAAAUCAACACAACCCCACCCCUAUGGACCGAUCCUCUUUCUUUUACAUUUACAUUUUAACACAUCACUGUACAGCUGGACUUCCUGUAUGCAGUGCUCAACAUGAAGGAGUGUUUACUUGUGCACUGUUGUGUGUGUGUGUGUGUGUGUGUGUGUGUGUGUGUGUGUGUGUGUGUGUGUGUGUGUGUGAGACCUGUAGCUCGUAAUGUAAAUGGACUGACUGUGUGUAUUUAUUUAAGUAAUCUGACACACACACACACACACACACACACACACACACACACACACACACACACACUGCACUGCUUAAGCUCAUUAUUAGUUAUUUAUUUUGUCCCCCGUUUCAGACUGUACCAUUAUAGCCAUUGAACAAACAUAUUUCAGCAGCCGAAUAACGUUAAUAAUACAGUUAAUAUUAAUGUUAACAGCACUUUCUUUACCCAAACGCAGUUAAUUAAGACACUAACGUUCAUCUAACUGCCUGUGGUUUUUCCAGGACAUCUUACACACUAAUGAACGGACAGAUAUGAUAAUUAACUGUCUGAAUUGAUGAAUUAAAUCUGAACAGAAAUGUUUAAAUGAAAAAA
Messenger RNA from Silurus meridionalis, 2126 nucleotides. It is a transcript of the gene vps4a, whose product is annotated as vacuolar protein sorting 4 homolog A. Gene Ontology annotation, molecular function: ATP hydrolysis activity; ATP binding. NCBI's taxonomy places the organism in Eukaryota, Metazoa, Chordata, Actinopteri, Siluriformes, Siluridae. The record is from RefSeq and is a predicted model, not a curated record. Bases 210 to 1520 code for a protein of 436 amino acids. Gene Ontology annotation, biological process: endosomal transport; vacuole organization. The transcript is spliced from 12 exons.